AUGCAGUCCCGCCUUACCGGAUUGGCAAAAGUUUGGUACAACGGGCUAGCAGAUUAUAACUUACAAUGGGAUGAAUGGAAAUUGGCUAUUUCACGCGCUUUCCCUUCACACACCGAUUACGUUGACUUGCUAAAACAAAUGUUAGCGCGAAGUAAGAAUAAUGAUGAGAGCAUGAUGCAUUAUUUUUAUUCGAAGAAUAUGCUGGUAAAAAAAUGUGGACUAACAGGGGAAAAUGCAGUUUCCUGUAUAAUUGACGGAUUACCCAUACCACUACAAGCUAACGCCAAAACAGGGAACUAUGAGUCACCAGACGAGCUGUUCUACGGGUUCCUUAGCAAAAUAGAGAGUAUUAGCGAGUCGGCAGCUAAGAGAAUGGGAACCACAGAAAAUUUUGAAGGUCAACCCAGUCCAUCAGGGCAAUCUACCUUUAAGUGUAUUCUAUGCAAGAAGGUAGGACAUAAAGCCCGACAUUGUUUACUUAGAAGAUCCAAUCAGGCGGCUAGUAACAGCACUCCAAGGAGCAGUGAUCAGGGUAUCCGUUGUCCUCGUUGCGGAAAGAAGGGACACACGGAGCAACUGUGUUGGUCCAGGGUUAAGCCGACCUGUUCGAGUUGCGGUAAAAUAGGACACAAGGACCAAGACUGUUGGAAAAGACCGAGUAUGACAUCUACCUGCACCAUCUGCGGGAAAAGGGGACACCUAGCUGAAAGCUGCUGGACUAAGGAACGAGGAAAGCCUAUGAAUGUUAGGAUCUUGAAAAAGCAAGUGUCCAAUUCCUUUUAUAAUAUAGCCGUAGAAAUCAAUGGUCAAAAUUUCAAUGGGUAUAUUGACACUGGUAGUCAGUUGAAUGUCGCAAAUAUUAAGGUGGCCAACAAAUUAAAUUUAAAAUUAUAUCCAACUGAUAUAUUACUAAGGAAUUUCAGUGGCUCUCUCAUAGUGCCAGAGGGUACUAGUCAGGUAGAGAUAUCUAUUGGGAAGAUUUUUAUGAGCACGUCUUUGGUAUUUGUAAAUGUUGAAAUGUCCUCAGUUGAUGUUAUUAUUGGACAACCGAUUAUACGUAAUAGCAAAAAAGUGACUUUGAAUAUCACAGGUGGUCAAGUGCAAUUAAAACCAGCUGAAGAUGAUUUGUUAGAAAUGUUUAGUUUCCUAGAUAAUAUAGAAAAAAUGCCUAUUGAAAUUUUCGAACAUGUACAUAUUCCUGCUCUAAGCUCUAAGAGAAUAUUGAUUGCUUUAGAUAAUACCCAAGAUAUUGUUAUUAUAAGUGGUCAGCUGUUUACUUGUUCCCAAAAUUGUUCUAUACAAAGUUGCAUUGUUAGUGGACCAGUUCAAACUUUGAAUGUCAUAAAUUGGGGUAAUAGGCCUAUUUUUUGGGCAAAUCUUAACAAAAGGGUUCAAGCUAAGUUCUUCGUCUAA
Molecule: messenger RNA, 1413 nt
Organism: Acanthoscelides obtectus
Lineage: Eukaryota; Metazoa; Arthropoda; Insecta; Coleoptera; Chrysomelidae
Source: the annotation of a GenBank genome assembly